CGGGUCGCCAUGGAAACUGCGUUACGCUCCGGGCGGCCGGGGGAGAAAACAAGAGUAUGAGGACGACUCGUUUCACUCUUCAUUUCAGCACCACGCGCCUCCCGGACAGCGCCCGAAUGAGCUCGCGCGCAGAUUGGAGCGUCGCAUGCCCUCUAAGAGACGGAGCCGAAUCAGCACCGGGUCUGACCGAAGCGGGUAGGGACCCGAAGGGAGAAGAGCGAACCCACGAAGAAGAUACGCUGACUCCCUGAACCUGUGGCUCGUUGGAUACUCGCAGUUUUAACUCGCUACCACGCCAGGAGCCCUUUGCUCCCCCCAGUGCCACAGCAACAGGGCAGCAGCAUGUCUGAAAAGAAAUCCAGCCAGCGGUUCCACAGCCUGAACGCUGAGCAGGUGGAGGUUCUUCAUCAGGUUCUUUCCGAAGUGGUGCCCAUCCACGGCCGCGGGAACUUCCCAACUCUGGAGCUGCGUCCUCGCGACAUCAUCAUAGCAGUGCGGGCAAGGCUGCAGAAGCAGGGCAUCACGGUCAGAGACGUUCGUCUGAAUGGCUCCACGGCCAGCCACGUCCUCGUGACAGAUAAUGGAACGAGCUACAAGGACCUGGACAUCAUCUUUGGAGUAGAGUUGCCCAGUCAAGAGGAGUUCCAGGUGAUCAAAGAAUCCGUGCUGAGUUGUUUGCUGGACUACCUGCCGACCGGAGUCAACAGAGAGCGGAUCAGCAGCGCCACCAUGAAGGAGGCUUAUGUUCAAAAAAUGGUCAAAGUCUUCAACGAACACGACCGCUGGAGCCUGAUCUCCCUGUCAAACAACAGCGGCAAAAACCUGGAGCUCAAAUUUGUGAGCGUGCUAAGGCGGCAGUUUGAGUUCAGUGUGGACUCCUUCCAGAUCAUUCUUGACCGUCUCCUUGAGUCCUACAUGCGGCAGGACUCGCAGCACAAAAUGAAUACUGUUAUUCUUAAGGACCAGGCCACUGAAAGUCAGACUAAGCCUUCUCCCUCGGUGCUCAAUCAGACCUCUGCUCAAAACGAUAAGUCCACUGAUAAAGACUUAUCUAACGUAGAAAAGGCUCACAUGAGCCAGACACAAAACAGAGACGAAGUACUUGAAAAAGAGUCUCAAACAGAAUUGUCACAACUAACGGAGAAAUCCAACCAGACAAACCCAGACUCAGUGUUAGCAGAGCUGGAAGAAGCGUCUGAGCGAAAAGAAAAAGCAGAUGAGGCAGGCCAGACAGCUUUAAACGGUUUGUCAGAAAUCAAACAAACCCCAGAGGAAACAGAAACAGCAGCUCAGAUUGAAGUCCAACAGGAGCCAGAGCUCUUAGACAAAUCUGAGCUCUCUGAGUGUGCAGCACAUUCAGUGCAAGCGGUUGCCUGCGAUAGCCAGCAACUAGCGCAUUCGAAUCAAGAAGAAAUCUCUGUUCAGGAAGAACACGUUAGUCAUAAAAAACCUCCGGACGAACAGAGAGAGCUCACAGGGCAGAUGGGACAUUCGGAUAAUUCCGACACCUCCCAUAAACCCCAGGCAGAGCAUCUAAACCCCACAGAGGAGCCUCCCAGCACAGAUGAAUCUGAUAAAACAAACUUAUCUAAAUGUUUCAGGGCGGAUCACGCAAGCAAUGAGGCAGAUAAGACUCUCCACGCGUCCGCUCCAGACGCUAUUGUGUCCUCGUUUGCAGAGAUGGAGGCUCAGUUGGAAGAUGAAAGGAAAGCUGAAAUGGAGAACAGUGAGGAGAUUAAAGCAGAGACGCAAAAUGACACAGGAACGGGCGAAGCCGAUGAGGAGAGUUCAACAUUAGAGGAGAAGCACGGAGAAGGCACGCAGUGUGUCGAUUGUUCCUGUUCUGCCUCCCCAACUGUUACACUCAUCAACACAGAGCCUGCUGACACUGAUAACUCAGAGAAGACCGCAAACACACUUGAUGCUGUCAACCCCCCAGAUACUCAGGAUGCUUUACCCGCACCACCUAGCCUUGUCUCAGACAAAAAGACCUCCUCCUCUCCGACUGGUAAGGUUUCAGAAAGACUGUCUCACAUGGUGGUGCUCAAACACUCUUCGCCCAAACCGCCUCGGAGGAUGUGCAGAAAGGUUGCCUCCAACCCCAGCCCGGUCUCCGAAAGUGAACUUGUGGUUGCACCCUGUCUGGAUUUGGACAUAUUUCACACACCUGAAUCUAACAUAGCUUUGAACGUGAAGUCUACAGCUUCUAGUCCAUGCCCUUCUGACAUCCCAACAACUGGGCUCGAGCCUAACCCUCCUCAUGACCUACCCUCAAACCCAGACAUCACCUCAGCCAGUGAGCCAGGCCCUGAUGUAAUCCCUGCGUCAGCUGGAGAUCCCGAGUUGGUGUUAUGUCAGGAGCCAUCUUCCUGUCGAAUAAUUGGCGAGGGUCCCUGUGAAAUUAGCCUACUCGGGACAGUAGACGCGACAGCUGUAAGUGAUGAGCAAAGUCAGUCCUCUUUGAAAGAAACUGCCCCUGAACUCCAACCACCGGAGCCUCUUGACUCUUUUGAAACGUUGGCUCCGCUCGCCGACGAGUCCAGCUCCAACCAGACAGAAUCUGGGCAUCCCACAGAGGACGGUGAAGUUAGAACAGAAGGAAAGGCCAAUGACAGAGACCCGAACCAGCCAAAUGUCAGUCCACAAGAAGAAGCCCUCAGCGCGCCCCUCUCCUCCAUCUCUGUCACUCCUCCUGCAUCCUCUCUCAAUCCCCCAGUUCUGAGUCUCUCGCCCCCAUGCUGCACUCCCUCACCCCCAAGUCUCAGCCCUCCCCCAUGUCUAACUCCUCCAUCAUUGAUGGUGCAUGCCAUGAGCCCUACUACCAGUUUUAGCUCCCCACCUCUGAGUUUCAGUCCAACCUCAUCCUGCCUUAGCUCACCUCCGUACCUCACCCCACCGAUGCUAAGCCUUAGCCCUCCCCCACUCUGCCUAACCCCACCGUCCCCGUGUCUCAGCCCUCCCCUCCUCUGCCUCACUCCACCUGUGGAGUCUGAGGACCUUGUACCUCAGGUAUCUUCAGACACAGAAUCUCUGAUACUGAAUGAAGACAGUGAUGAGCAGAUUGACCAGUCACCCGUUCACUCAGGAGCCUCCCCCUUGGAGUUGGAGGAUGGAGAGGAACACGAUUGUGUCUCCUCGUCGCCUCAGGUCACUGAGCCUGUCACUUUUCCAAUCACAAUCCCAAGCUCUAACUCGCAUGUGCUGCCUCACUCUCAGGCUGGGGGCUUAGGGGAACCUGACUCCCCGAAGGCCAUCAAGGCCUCCACCUCUGUGCCUGAGAACGCAGAGGCUCCCAUGGUAACCCCAGACAUGUGCGAAGGCUGUAGCGCUCCUCUGCCAUCCGACUCAGUCCCUGCAGUGGAGGUCCUAGCAGAGAGCAUGUACGGGGACUUUGAAGCCGCCAUGGACCACCUGCGCUACCGGCUGAUUGCGACCAGGAACCCCGAGGAGAUUCGAGGCGGUGGUUUGCUGAAAUACAGCAACCUGCUGGUCAGAGACUACCGGCCCGCCAGCGAGACUCAGAUAAAGACGCUGGAGCGCUACAUGUGCUCGCGCUUUUUCAUCGAUUUCCCGGACGUGCAGGAGCAACAGAGGAAGAUCCUGUCCUACUUGAAGAACCACUUCAUUGGCGAGGAGAGGAGCAAAUACCAGUACCUCAUGACCCUGCGGCGUGUGAUCGACGACAGCACAGUGUGUCUGAUGGGGCACGAGAGGCGUCAAACACUCAACAUGAUCACCGUGUUGGCACUGAAGGUUCUCGGCGAGCAGAACAUCAUACCCAACACAGACCAUGUGACAUGCUUCUACCAGCCCGCCCCGUACCUCGCUGAGCACAGUGCCCCCUACCUAGCAGAACCCAGCUACUGCAGCUACUACAUACCACAAGGUGGAUCCACUCUGCUUUACCAACCUUACCCUUUACACCUGCACCCGCAGACGGGACUAGUCUGAUGCCCCUAUGAGCAUACAAUGCACACAAAACCCACAAAUUGAGCAAGGGAAUUUUGUUUACUGUGAAGAAAGAUCAGGAGAAUGGAAACUUUAAUCCAGGGAUAAACUGUUUGGUCUAUAAUAGACCCGUGGGGGUGGGACUGAGUGGGUUUUUACAGUAAACUCCCUGAGUACUCUAUAAGGUUCUAACAUGAUUAUAUGUAAUUAUCUGGGCUUUGUAGGAAAAUAUUAAUUCUUCCAAUGUUGUUCAAAAUCCAGAAAAUGCUGUAUGCACCGCAUGAGUCAUAGGCCUUUGGUCUCCCUGGGAAACCAACUGUGCUGUUGACAUUCACACACACACACACACACACACAGACACGCACACACAUAUAGACAAACACUUCCAGGUUCUUAAAUUCUUGUACACUCUAUUCAUGUUCUUACUGUGUUGUUCUUAAUGGGUUUGUUCAGAAUGUGGACCUUGCCUGUGGUUGGUGUCGUGCAUGAAUACAUUAGGACUGUUUUUUCUCACUGCCAAAUACUGUGUGAAUACUAUGCUUCUCAAACAGUUUCAUGUAACUUUGUUAUUCCUCCGCAGGAGUGGUAUUAAAAAAGAAAGAAAAAGAAAAAAAACAUUGGGACACGUCUACAAUACGUAUAGAAUAUUUUCAUCACAACAUAUGCACAGCACAUGAGUUAACACACAUGCAGACACGCAACCAGACAUGUAAUGCUGAACGCACACAAAGUUAGAAAAUGCAUGAGUAGCUAAAUAGAUCACAUGUAAUGUCAAAGCAAAGGCUUUUAAUUUAUUAGAAAUUGAUCUAUUUUUGCAAGACUUUCCAAGAUGAAUCAGAGUGGUUAGACUAAAGAAAAAUGCCAACAACAAUGCCUUUGGUGUAGACUGUACAGCAUAUUGGUUACUGUAAAAUGUGUGCAAAUACAAUGCAUUGUUUUCAGGUAAAUUGUGUUACUAUGUAGUGCUUGGUUCAUUUGCCUCGUGGAGUCCUUUCUGUAACGGUGUGAAGUAUCGUAUCAUCUGGUGUUACUUUAUUCAGUGCUAAAGUUUACUCUGGGGAGGCAGUCAGGUUAUAACCAUCUUUUGGUCACCUUAAACGUGGCAGAUGACCAUCUGCCCAAACUGAAAGGAGUUAGAUUCAAACUGACACGACUCCUCUCUGACUCAAACAGAACCAAGAAGGAACACGUUAAGAAAACCCUUUUAAAGUCGCGCAACAGCAACUUUGACCAAAGAUGGUUUGGUGAGGAAACCAAGUGCCUAAAUGUGAGACAUCACUGGCAUGUCUUUAUCUCACUGCACUGUGGGUGUUAACGGGGUGGGUCAAGGGACGGGUUGGGUGUGUGUUCAGUUGUUCAACCCCUGUUAUUGCUGCCCAUUUUGAUGUCUUCUUUAAUGUAGUCCUUUGUUGUAGUUUAUUCAUGUACGUUUUGAUAAAAUAAAAGA
Menidia menidia (Atlantic silverside) is the source of this 5395-nucleotide messenger RNA. Lineage: Eukaryota; Metazoa; Chordata; Actinopteri; Atheriniformes; Atherinopsidae. The record is from the annotation of a GenBank genome assembly.